This is a messenger RNA of Conger conger (European conger), 3059 nucleotides long. RefSeq names its product serine/threonine protein kinase 26 (gene stk26). Gene Ontology annotation, biological process: protein phosphorylation. The record is from RefSeq and is a predicted model, not a curated record. The coding region runs from base 410 to 1651 and encodes 413 amino acids. The transcript is spliced from 12 exons. Gene Ontology annotation, molecular function: protein kinase activity; ATP binding. Lineage: Eukaryota; Metazoa; Chordata; Actinopteri; Anguilliformes; Congridae.
AAUAGCUCAAUAACACGACUCCACCCAACUCUGCGAGGAACUCGCAGAUAGUACUUGACGCAAACAUGGCGUUUGCAUCGCCUCUGUAAAGUACAACUUGGAUAUUUCACUGGGACUUUUAAAUCAUGGAAACAACUUUUAGUAACUUAUUGAUGCAGCUGUAGAAUCAGGAAUUAGGGAAAACAGCCAAUUAACACACAGCAGUAAUGGCAGCAUAAUUUAUCAUCAGGUCUAACAGGACGUUAGCCAGGCACGUUCUGGCAAACUCUGCCGAGGCAGGGAAUACACUGCCUGUGAAGCUAAGUUCUAAAGUGUUCUGGAUAGUGAAGUGGAAGUCUUGUCGAUCGCAAAGAACCGGAGAGGAAAAAGGUUAUUUUCGCUAGUGCGGUAACUGAUCUGGACGCGGAAGAUGGCCCAAUCGCCGGUGGCCGUGCAGGUUCCAGGGAUGCAGAACACACGAAUAGACCCAGAGGAGCUCUUCACCAAGCUGGAGCGCAUCGGUAAGGGCUCCUUCGGCGAGGUGUUCAAGGGCAUCGACCACCGCUCGCAGAACGUGGUGGCCAUCAAGACCAUCGACCUGGAGGAGGCGGAGGACGAGAUCGAGGACAUCCAGCAGGAGAUCACUGUGCUCAGCCAGUGCGACAGCCCCUACGUCACCAAGUACUAUGGCUCCUACCUGAAGGGAAGCAAGCUGUGGAUUAUCAUGGAGUACCUGGGUGGAGGUUCUGCUCUGGACCUGCUGCGUGCUGGCCCUUUUGAUGAGUUCCAGAUCGCCACCAUGCUAAAGGAGAUUCUGAAGGGACUAGACUAUCUUCACUCUGAGAAGAAAAUCCACAGAGAUAUCAAAGCGGCGAAUGUGCUGCUCUCGGAGCAGGGGGAGGUGAAGCUGGCGGACUUUGGCGUUGCCGGGCAGCUGACUGACACUCAAAUAAAGAGAGAGACCUUCGUGGGAACCCCCUUCUGGAUGGCCCCCGAGGUUAUACAGCAGUCUGCAUACGACUCCAAGGCAGAUAUCUGGUCCCUCGGCAUCACCGCCAUCGAGUUGGCCAAGGGGGAACCUCCCAACUCUGACAUGCACCCCAUGAGAGUCCUGUUUCUCAUUCCCAAAAACAACCCCCCCACCUUGAAUGGUGAAUUCAGCAAGAGCUUCAAGGAGUUUGUGGACUCCUGUUUGAAUAAAGACCCCACCUUUAGGCCCACAGCGAGAGAGUUGCUGAAGCACAAGUUCAUCGUGAAAAACGCCAAGAAGACGUCGUACCUGACGGAGCUCAUCGACAGACUGAAGCGCUGGAAGGCAGAGGGACACAGCGACGAUGACUCCAGCGAUGACUCGGACUCAGAGUCCAGUAACAAAGAGAAUGACUCGUCGCCAGAAUGGUCUUUCACUACUGUCCGCAAGAAGAAGCCUGACGGCAAGAAGGUGACGAAUGGAACGGAUCAAGAUCUCCUGAAGAAGUCCAGCAGCCUGUCCAGUGUGAUCUCACCUGCUUUUAUGGAGCUGAAGCUCCAACACCGGGGCAGUGAGCAGAAGCACGGCUCCAUCGACGAGCUGGAGACCAGCAUCCGCCAGGCCGAGGACCUCUGUCCCGGCAUCACUGACCACAUGAUCAACCACAUCGUCCACACCUUCAAGAGGUUUCAAACAAAUUAAGGGGAGCAGGCAGCAGAGACACCCUUCACCACACACUGAACAGAGGAACUUACCCGUGUCUUCAGAACAUCGUCCCCAACAGGAAUAAAAGCACAUUUUAGAAUUUUUGUUGAAAUAUACAUCUUGAAGUUCUUUUAUUAGCCUCUGUUAAGUUGAGAAGCUUAUAAGAGCAUUCAAACGAAUUUUUAUUAUUAUUAUUAUUAUUAUUAUGGUAAUUGGUUCCAAGUUGAAAAUUAUACUGUGUGUUAAAGUUCAAACACUGAUCUUCUGCUGAGCAUAAGACACUCUGUUCAGACAUGUAUUUUAUAUUUAAGCUUAUUACUCUUACUUCACUGCUAUAGGAUAUAUUUAAGUGUAGAGUUGUAACAAUCUGUGGAUUUGGAGGCCAGACUUGCCACCUCGUGGUGGGUCUCCUAUUGUAAGACAUAGCCUGUAGAGGAUUACACAACCUGCUGUACAAAAAGGAAAUUAUCUAAACCAAAAAAAACAUACCUCACAAUUACACCGGGCGCAGGAGUCGCGAAUAUCGAAUAUCGAUGAAAUGGAACUCCCGUUGGGACUCCGUGAGAGCUGGUUCACCCCCAUCAGGAGCCCCUGGUGUGAGAUCGGACCGGCGAGCGAUCGGACUGGCGUGAAGGUUUUGCAGAGCAAACUUCCCCGGUUCUCCCAGUGAAAUGGCCGCCCCUUCAGUUUGUGUCGGCCGUGGCCGGGGAAAUGGUUUCAUUUUAAACGUUAGUUCUAGGUUUUUCCAGUUUCUUGGAGUAGAUCUCAAAGGAGAGUGUCAUUACCUGGCCAGUGGUGCAGUUUCUCCUAGAGUCUUAAACUGUUUUCUAAAACAAACACCUGAUUAAAAGUUUAUAAGGAUGCUGCGAUGCAGUAAGUGUUUCUCUCCUUAGCACAAGUUUUUAUUUGUGUUGGUUUUGGUUGGUCUUAGGAAAAUGUGGGAAAUCAAACUGCCAAGCUCACCGCUGACCUCUAAACCAGCUCUUAAUAACGUGCCAUUGCAGGUUUGGCAGUGACACUGCACCAAGUAGCAAAGUAUGCCAACGUGACAUCCAACUGUGCCUAAAACUAAAGAAUUGUAUUGAACCUCUCUAUUUUAUUGUAAUGCUCAUUGUAUCUGAAAUUGCUUUAAAAAUAGGAGUAAAAACUGUUGCCAGAUUGUUUGGAUUUUUUGAAAGCAAUAAUGUUUGGAUAUAUUUUUAUAUUUUCUGUACAACAAGCAGACACAAAAAAGAUUUUGUAAAUAUUCUUAAUCUGGGUUUUCUAAAGAAAAUUGUAUUUGGUUGUACUGCAGAGAGAGAGAGAUAUAUAAUGUCCUGUAGAAUCACUUGUCUUGUAAAUCUUUUUUUGAACUAAUUUUGGUUUGGGUUUUAAGAAUAAAUAUUUAAAUUGUGAGUUUAUGGAA